This is a messenger RNA of Dacryopinax primogenitus, 2856 nucleotides long. Its product is annotated as DNA mismatch repair protein. Gene Ontology annotation, cellular component: MutSalpha complex; nucleus. The record is from RefSeq and is a predicted model, not a curated record. The coding region runs from base 1 to 2856 and encodes 951 amino acids. Gene Ontology annotation, biological process: mismatch repair; mitotic recombination. The transcript has 19 exons. NCBI's taxonomy places the organism in Eukaryota, Fungi, Basidiomycota, Dacrymycetes, Dacrymycetales, Dacrymycetaceae. Gene Ontology annotation, molecular function: ATP binding; ATP-dependent DNA damage sensor activity; mismatched DNA binding.
AUGCCGCUCUGUACCUCCCACCCAGCAUCCCAACCCUCAAAGGCUGAACAGCCUCUGUGGGAUGUAGAGAGGGUCUACAACGCUGCCGAAGUUGGGUUUUGUCAGUUCUUUGAGCGGAUGCCGAAGGUGGCAACGGGUACGAUCCGACUCUUCGACCGAGGGGAUUUCUUUUCCGUUCAUGGGGAGGAUGCCAAAUACGUCGCGCAGCAUGUCUACCACACGAACACGGUGAUCAAGUACUUCGGAAAGAAGUCUGGGGGCCUACCGAGCGUCACGCUCUCCCAGACGCUUGCGAAGGUGUUUUUGAGAGAGGCGUUGACGGCGAAGCAAUUGAGAGUGGAGAUUUGGCAGGGAGAGGGUGGGAAGAAAAACAUGAAUUUCAAGCUGGCUAAACAAGCUUCCCCGGGAAACCUCCAGGCUGUGGAGGAGUUGUUGUUUGCUGAUCGCGAUAUCUUGUCCUCGCCAAUCGUGAUGGCUAUCAAGCUUGCGACACAAGACGGUGCAAGGAUGGUGGGCGUUGCUUACGCAGACGCAUCAAUACGUGAGAUUGGGGUGUCCCAGUUUCCGGACAACGAUCUUUUCUCUAAUAUCGAGUCACUUGUCAUCCAACUUGGCGUCAAGGAGUGCUUGAUCCAGAGCGACGAGAAGCGGCACGACCUAGAUCUAGCCAAGCUGAGGGGUGUGCUAGAGCGGUGCAAUGUGGUCCUUACCGAAAGGCGGACAAACGAGUUCGCCGUACGCAACGUGGAACAGGAUCUCCGGCGUAUCCUCAAGGAAGAGACAGCAGCAGUCCAGCUCCCAGAGUUUGAUCUGAAGACUGCCAUGGCCGCUACUUCUGCUCUGCUCUCAUACUUAUCUCUCCUCAUGGACGAAUCUAACUACGGCCAAUACACACUGCGACACCACGACCUCUCCCAGUAUAUGCGCCUGGACGCCUCCGCACUCCGGGCACUAAACCUCAUGCCCGGCCCACAGGACGGAGCAGCGAACAAGAAUGCGAGCGUAUUUGGACUACUGAAUCGGUGCAAGACGAGUCAGGGAACGAGGUUGCUUGGUUCUUGGCUCAAACAGCCUUUAGUAAACCUGCAUGCGAUUAAAAGGAGGCAGGAUCUGGUCGAGGCGAUGGUGGAAGAUUCUAAUACCAGGAGGACGCUCCAGGAUGAUUAUAUCAAAUCCAUGCCGGAUAUGCGUAGGAUUAGCAAACGAUUCCAGAAAGGCAACGCGAAUCUCGAAGAUGUCGUUCGGGUAUACCAGGCUAUCCUGAAGCUUCCCGGUCUGAUCGAGACCUUGGAAGGUAUUGAAACUGGGAAUGACGAGCAUAAGGAGCUUGUGACUGAUCAAUGGGUGAAUAACCUCAAGGAAUACCUCAGCAGUCUCACAAAGAUGGAAGAGAUGGUAGUGCACACACUCGACCUCGAGGAGCUACAAAACCACAACUACGCCAUCAAACCGGACUUCGACGACGACCUGAAACACAUCUCGGAGGAGAUCUGCGUAGUCCGUGACAAGCUCGAUGCGGAGCAUCGGCGUGUAUCUGGGGAGCUGGAUAUGGACAUGGACAAGAAGCUGCAUUUGGAGAACAACUCUGUCUAUGGGUACUGCCUGCGGUUGUCUAAAAACGACUCGAAAGCGAUUCAUAAUGUUCGUGGCUAUAUCGAGCUCUCGACACAGAAAGCCGGGGUGUACUUUACGACCAAGCACAUGAAGGAGGCUAGUACAGACUAUGCAGAGCUGAUAGAGAAAUACGAGAGGAUGCAGAGUGGGCUGGUGAAAGAGGUGGUGAAUAUUGCGUCGACAUAUACGCCGGUUCUGGAGAUGCUGGACAACCUGAUCGCGCAUAUGGAUGUGAUACUGAGCUUCGCACAUGUCUCGGUCAACGCUCCGAUCCCCUAUGUCAAACCGACGAUGUCAGAGAAAGGAACUGGGAACGUCGUUGUUAAGGAAGCGCGUCAUCCUUGUCUAGAGGUGCAGGACGAGGUCAACUUUAUACCUAACGACCACGAGAUGAUUAAAGGGAUGAGCGAGUUCCAGAUCAUCACAGGACCAAACAUGGGCGGUAAAUCCACGUACAUUCGACAGAUUGGCGUCAUCGCACUGAUGGCUCAGACGGGAUGCUUUGUGCCCUGUGCUGAAGCCGAACUGCCGGUCUUUGACUCUAUCCUUGCCCGAGUCGGAGCUGGCGACAGUCAACUGAAAGGUGUUUCAACUUUCAUGGCUGAAAUGCUAGAGACCGCAACGAUAUUGAAGUCCGCUACGAAAGACUCGCUGAUCAUCAUCGAUGAGCUUGGCCGUGGGACAUCCACAUACGACGGGUUCGGUCUAGCCUGGGCCAUCUCCGAGAACAUCGCAACCCAGAUCCACGCUUUCUGUUUGUUCGCGACCCAUUUCCACGAGCUGACCGCUUUGGCACAAGAAGUCUCACAUGUGAAGAACUUGCAUGUGGUCGCACAUGUCACUCAGCGCGGAUCCUCCAACCACGAUCGGGACAUCACCUUGCUGUACAAAGUUGAGCCUGGUAUAUGCGACCAAAGUUUUGGGAUACAUGUUGCCGAACUGGCCAACUUCCCCGAGAGUGUGGUCAAGCUUGCAAAACGAAAAGCUGACGAGUUGGAAGACUUCACCAGUGCUGGCGAGCCCGUUUCAACAAUCUCCAAAGAGCAGAUAGACGAGGGCACGCAACUCAUCAAAGAGUUCUAUGUGGCGCUCAGGGAGCGACAGGAACAGAACGGAGAGCAUGUCGCUAUGGAGGAACGAUCGCCUGAUGAACAGAUGGUCAUCCUGAGGGAGACGGUGGAGACGUUCAAGUCCCGGUUUGAGGCGAAUGAGUGGACGAGGAGUAUUAUUGAGGCUCUUUAG